This is a messenger RNA of Cotesia glomerata, 1265 nucleotides long. RefSeq names its product sentrin-specific protease 8. The record is from RefSeq and is a predicted model, not a curated record. Gene Ontology annotation, biological process: proteolysis. The transcript is spliced from 3 exons. Gene Ontology annotation, molecular function: deNEDDylase activity; cysteine-type peptidase activity. Bases 65 to 874 code for a protein of 269 amino acids. Lineage: Eukaryota; Metazoa; Arthropoda; Insecta; Hymenoptera; Braconidae.
UUUUUUGCAUUCCAUCAGUGUGUUUGAUUAUAAUUUUUUUUUUUUCAACAAGAUUAGACUAAAAAUGGCAAAACAAGACAAAAUAGUACUAAGCUAUCACGACAGUUUACUGAGAAACAGCGACGUAUUUUUAUUAAAAGAUUCACAUUGGCUCAAUGAUGCAAUUAUUGGAUUCUACUUCGAGUACCUGGAGCAAACUCUCGAAUCUAACGAUAACUCCAAAAAUAUAAAAUUAUUUAGUCCUGAAGUAACUCAGCUGCUGAAGAUGACAGACCAGGAGUUCCCCUUCAUUUCCACAGACAUGGACUACAUUUUCUUCCCUCUGAAUGAUUGCAAGAAGUCUGAUGCAGCUGGUGGGUCACACUGGAGCUUGCUGGUGUAUUCUAAAGCUGAAAAAACUUGUUUUCACUUUGAUUCUGCUCAUGGAAAUAAUAAUACUGAGGCUCGUUCGUUCGGGCUUAAAAUAUCAAAGCAGUUGCUCGGUGACGAGACUGCGAGUUUUAAAAAUGUUCAAUGUCCGCAGCAGGACAAUGGUUAUGACUGUGGUAUUUUUGUACUUUGUUUCACGGAUGCUAUUUUGGAACACUUGGAAUCUAGUCCAAGUGUUGAAACAUGUAAUUUUUCGAAAGUUAAAUCUUUAAGUAUAGAUAAAAGACGGAAAUUGCUUGAUCUUAUUAAUAUACUAAGCCAACAAAAAAUAAAAAAAAAAAUAAGAAGACAAUUCUUACCAGUUACUGAAAAAGAAGCAACCUUCAGCUGUCGAGCCAAGUUACCGCAAGAGCGCGCUGCUGCGAAAUCAGUUGUCAUAAAGUGGUCGUUCCUCCCCGACCACGCAUUUAACCAAUCGUGUUUUUUUCCCGCAGAAUUGCUAUAAUUUUGCUUUCGUCAUCAGUUAGAAUCGCGUCGUGGCCUGCGAUUGACGUUUACUUACACAUCCAUGUGCAAAUAUAUGUAUUUUAAAAUUGACGUGUUGGUUGACGAUUCGCGAGUGAGUUAUUAAAUAGCACAAGUGGUACAUACAACCUUACCCUGCAAUUUGACUAUUAACCAUUAACGCUCCACCUAAUCAGUCUAAUUUUUUAACUAUAUUAACUAUACUUGUUCCAUGUGUUAGUGAAAUUAAUGUGGCUUGUUGAUUAAAUAUUAAUAAUUUACCGCCAAGUUCAGGACAGCUGAUUUAAAUCUACAUAAAUAUCGGAGAGAUAAUCACCUGUAUUUUUAUUCGCAGAAUGCAGAAGGCCGGCUAAUUUAGAAUCACGUGACAA